CAGAUUUUUUAAUAUCCUCCACGCCAGUUCUCAUAUUUAUGAUCCGGUUCAUAUAACACCAAGGCUUCGAGCCUACUCUGUGACUGUGCAAAGCUAGUAAGAAUCAUGGCUACAUCGCCGACGCUAUACUAUGAUGUGCUAGGUCUUCCUCCACCACCCCACGCCAACCCACUCUCUUUAGAAGCGAUCCGGAAGGCGUAUCGAGCUGCGCUUCUGCGUCACCACCCCGACAAGAAUCUUGCUGCUGAUUCCGAUAAUUUGGAUCAGUCUAAUGAGACCGUCGAUCAUAUAGUUGCGGCGUACAACACAUUGUCUGUGCCGAAUCUGCGCGCGGAUUAUGACAGAUCGAUUAUCGAGAAAAGCAAAUCGUUAGCGAGCCAGUCUGAUUACGAGGCUCGAAUAAUCGCACAAUCGGAUAUGGCUGAUCUCGAUGACUUUGCCUUUGCGAGCAUGUGUCUUACUCACAGAUUGUCAGAGGAUGAAUCUACGUGUACCGACUGUGUUCGCGAAGAAGUCUGGUAUAAAGAAUGUCGGUGUGGCGAUGCCUAUGUCAUCACAGAGAGCAUGCUGGUCGAUGUUUCCAACGCCCGUAAAGACGAAGAUGGAGAUGAAGGCGAGGUUCUCGUUCAAUGUUCACGAUGUAGCACCUGGCUUCGUGUUUUAUUCUCAGUCGAACAGUAACCUCGAAGACGGGCCAAAAUGUAUCAUAGCUCUUAACGUUGUAUUAUAGAAUAGAUGUACCAUAUAGAAUCUCAAAUAUUUUCACU
Messenger RNA from Myxozyma melibiosi, 767 nucleotides. RefSeq lists its product as uncharacterized. Lineage: Eukaryota; Fungi; Ascomycota; Lipomycetes; Lipomycetales; Lipomycetaceae. The transcript has a single exon. The record is from RefSeq and is a predicted model, not a curated record. Bases 106 to 681 code for a protein of 191 amino acids.